This is a messenger RNA of Aegilops tauschii subsp. strangulata, 3433 nucleotides long. The record is from RefSeq and is a predicted model, not a curated record. Lineage: Eukaryota; Viridiplantae; Streptophyta; Magnoliopsida; Poales; Poaceae.
AUUUUCAAUAAAACGCUUUCUAAUUUUCUGUUUACAAAAUUGCUGAAAAAAGAAUGUAAAGUUAUUGGGCUGGGCUUUUGCCCAUGUAUUUGACGCCACUCGGCGACGGUCGCCACUUCCCUCUCCAGCCCAGGCCCAGCUAUAUGCGUAACCCCCGCAACGUCUGCUCUCUUCCACGCCGCCGCCGGCCCUUCUCCUCCGUCCGCUUCUAUCCUCCCUACCGGCCACUUCCUCCGCCCGCUCAUCCCUCCGUGCGGUGCUCGCAUGGAAGAAAGAGAGAGGAAGGAGGGGAGUGCGGGCCGCGCGGUGUCGUGCCCUGUCGCCUGACGACGGAGGCGGCACCGUCAGCCGCGUGCGGCGGGGCGUCCACGGAGCCGGCGAGUUGGAUCCCGCCGGCUGCACACGGCUCCGACCUGGGAAGCGCUUUCCACGGGGGUGGCGAGCUGGGCGCCUCAAACCGCCGGAGUAAGUUGGGUUUAGAGGUCAAAUUGCCCAUCCAAGAAACGCAAGAGAAAUGCCUGCGCACCGCCGCCUCGCCAUCGCCGCCGCUGCUAAAUCCCACGCCACACUGAUCAAGUCCGGCGUCACUUCCCCCACGCCCUGGAACCAGCUCCUCACAGCCUACUCCCUCACCCCGCUCGGCCUGGUCGCCGCGCGCCAGGUGUUCGACCAAAUCCCCCGCCCGGACGCUGCCUCCUGGAACUCCCUCCUCACCGCGCAUGUCUCUGCCGGCGCGCAUUCCGCGGCAUACCACAUCCUCCAAGCCAUGCACGCGAGGGGGCUUGCCGCCAACACCUUCGCCCUCGGCCCUGCUCUCCGCUCUGCUGCCGCCGUGGGCUGCCCUGCUCUGGGCGCCCAGCUGCACUCGCUCAUCGUCAAAGCUGGCCUGUCCGACAAUGUCUUCGCUGCAACCGCAUUGCUUCACAUGUAUGCUAAGUGUGGCCGCACAAGGGAUGCUCGUCGGGUGUUCGAUGGAAUGCCGGAGCGGAACACCGUUUCUUGGAACGCCCUCGUUGCCGGUUACGUGGAAUCUGGGAAGGGUGCUCCAGCAGUUCAGCUGUUUGUUGAGAUGGAGAGGGAGGGGUUACGUCCAGACGAGGCAACAUUCGCUGCAUUGCUCACGGUGGUCGAUGAAUGCAGUUGCUUCUUGAUGCACCAGCUUCAUGGGAAGAUUGUCAAAUAUGGAUCGGCAUUGGGUUUGAUAGUGUUGAAUGCAGCAAUCACUGCCUACUCGCAGUGUGGGGCCCUGGCAAAUUCUAGAAGGAUCUUUGAUGAAAUUGGGUACAGAAGGGAUUUGAUCUCAUGGAACGCAAUGCUGGGAGCUUACGCUUCCCAUGGGAUGGAGUAUGAGGCGAUGGGAUUCUUUGCUAGCAUGAUGCGAGCGAGCGGAGUGCAGCCUGACAUGUAUAGUUUCACAAGUAUCAUAAGUGCGUGCGCGGAGCAUCGUGAUCACGGAGGGACAGUAAUUCAUGGUUUGGUGAUCAAGAAGGGUUUCGAAGGAGUCACGCCUGUUUGCAAUGCUCUAAUUGCCAUGUACACUCGAUUUAGUGAGAACUGCAUGAUGGAAGAUGCAUAUAAGUGCUUUGAUUCCCUGCUUCUUAAGGACACCUUCUCCUGGAAUUCUAUGUUAACUGGGUAUUCACAGCACGGUUUGAGUGCUGAUGCCUUGAGAUUCUUCAGAUGUAUGCAGUCAGAAAAUGUUAGAACCGACGAGUACGCAUUCUCUGCUGCCCUGCGUUCAUGCUCAGACCUUGCUUUACUUCGGCUAGGUAGACAAAUACACGGUUUAGUCAUCCAUUCUGGUUUUGCUUCCAACAAUUUUGUUUCCAGCUCGCUGAUCUUCAUGUAUUCUAAGAGUGGCAUUCUUGAUGAUGCGACGAAGUCUUUUGAGGAGGCAGAUAAGAGUAGCUCUGUGCCCUGGAACUCUAUGAUGUUUGGUUAUGCGCAGCAUGGACAUGCACAGACCGUGCUUAGCCUCUUCAAUGAGAUGCUGGAGCUUAAGGUUCCUUUGGAUCAUAUCACAUUUGUUGGCCUGAUUACUGCCUGCAGUCAUGCUGGUCUUGUGGACGAAGGUUCAGAAAUCCUCAAUACGAUGGAAAUUAGGUAUGGAAUUCCUCUCCGGAUGGAGCAUUAUGCAUGUGGCAUUGAUCUGUAUGGGAGGGCUGGGCAGCUUGACAAAGCAAAAGAGCUUAUUGACUCCAUGCCAUUUGAACCAGAUGCCAUGGUGUGGAUGACCCUAUUAGGUGCUUGCAGAAUCCAUGGGAAUAUGGAACUAGCAACUGAUGUGGCCAGCCAUCUGUUGGAGGCAGAGCCUAGACAGCACUCGACCUAUGUUCUCCUCUCCAGCAUGUAUUCUGGUCUUGGGAUGUGGAGUGAUAGAGCAAUAGUGCAGAAGGAAAUGAAGAAUAAAGGAUUAAGCAAAGUUCCUGGUUGGAGCUGGAUCGAGGUGAAGAAUGAGGUGCACUCAUUCAAUGCAGAGGAUGGGUCGCACCCAAGGAUGGAGGAAAUAUAUGAGAUGCUGAGUUUGUUGCUUCAAAAUUUUCCUAUGCAGCCUGUGCAUCAAGAAACAGAACUAUCCAGUUAUGGGCAUUAACCAGCCAGCCCUUGUUGGAGAUGAUUGGGCACACUUCGCACAUUCGUCUGCUCUGAUUGCUAGUGGCAGGGAAGACCUCUGUCAAUAUAUGGAAAGGUGAGUGUUAAGGGUGCAGUUACGAUUACCAUUCCUUUGUCUUGUUUUUGAGGAUAGUACUUGUUUGGAUUCAUAUCAAUUGCUAUUUUAGGAAAGGAAAAUUAUUCUGAAGAUGGGAUCCGUGUUUAAAGCAUUGAGCACCUAGGUUGCAUGUGUGGAUGUGAUGCUAAAUUCAUGGAAAAUGGAGAUGGUGUAAGUGCAUGUUCUGAUGGAAUUGGUUCUGCAGUGAUGAAGAACGUGUAGCUUAUACACAGAUCUUUUUUCUCAGUACACGCUUAGCAGUGACCGUUUAAAGCAAGGUACAAGAAUCGCGGACAUGGACAGCAAAGGGAGAGAGACAAUGCUAGCCAGAAAAUCAUUAUGAAAAAAAAGUCUUCCGGCUUCAUUCUAUUUUGUUAGGUGGAAGGGAAGCCUCCUUCCUGCUGCUUGGAGCUUUUGAAUGCUAUUUUGAUGCCACAACAUGAACUGCAAUUCAACAUUUAUGUAGUUUUGGCAAAGACAAGUUCAUGUACUCUGUAUUUAGGUGAGCUUGUGUCGUAAACACGGCAAUGAGCGUAGCUGUAUGGUGAGUACAUGUGACUGAAGAAUUCAAAAAGCAUAAUGGCAGGGAGUCAUUUAUUUAUUUUUGUCAGGCGUAUGUUUGGGCCAGUAAAUCUUAUUCAAUGCAAGGACUUCUGAUGAAUCCCACAAUGUAAAAAAACAACAGAAGUGUGAAUCACAAGUGUUAUUUUUUCAUGCAACAAA